AUGAAUUUGUUCUUGUGUAAACAUAAAAAGUCCAAUGGAGAAGUGGACAAGAUAAUGAAAGAGCAUAGAGUAUUUACAGAAACACGUGAAAGUAUAAUUCCUCUAGAAAAUAAGAGAGUUGUAAUUCCCUUUUGUUAUAGUAAAUACAUAAUUAACAACACCUUCUCAAAGAUUCUAAGUCCUAUAGACGCUAGACAUAGUGAUGUAUUCAACACAAACUUUAAAGGAACAAACAAUGUAUUCUCGUUAAGAAACAAAAAAAAAACAAAAAGUAAAAAAGACAUAUACGGAAAAAAAGGAAUUACUGAGGAUCAUGAAUCCCAGAAUGUUGAUACAAAUAUGUUUGAAAGAAACGUUGAACCCUUUAAUUCUGUUAAUUUUGAAGGUCACAGCAAGGUGAAAUCUUUGCAAAAUGCAUGCUCUGAAGAGGAAAUGUGCAGCAUAUACUCAAAUUUGCAAAAUACUAAUACAUAUAGAGCAAUUAGAAAAUUAGAGCAUUUUGACUGUUUAAUGUACAACGUAAGUAAGAAUGAACACGCGAAGAAAUUACAGUUGAAAACAAAUAUAGAAUCUAAAAACAAUAUUACCAUUAUAAAUAACCUUUAUUCCAAUAGAACGCAAAUGGUAGAUAACGGUACACUUAAUCUUGUUCAGAUUAAUAAAAACAUUGUAAAUUCAGAGAGGAUAUGUGAAGGAAAUAACAGAACAUUGCAAGAUAAUAAAUGCUCACUGAUGGAAAAUGAUAUUGUAAUGAACCAAAUUAAAAUGUCUAAUAGUUAUAAUGCGAAAAAGGAUGGAAAAUCAUCUGCGAAAUCAGGUAAGCAAGAUGAUUCACUUGUUGAUUCUGAAAAUGAGUUAAGGAAAGAACAAUCUGUGUCUACGAUAGAUGCUCAUAAAAAAAGCAUAGCAGGAAGCAUAAAAGGAAACACUGAUCAACAUAAUGUUUUAGGACAGCAUUGUGACAUUCUUGAUGAUAUAGACACUUUAAUUAAUGAGAAGAUAAAAAAAAGGAAAAAAAAAAACAUAGGGACUUGCUCUUUUAGCCUAAACAAUUUUUCUUGUCAUUUCCUCAUGACAUGUGAUAAGACAUAA
This is a messenger RNA of Plasmodium knowlesi strain H, 1092 nucleotides long. RefSeq names its product conserved Plasmodium protein, unknown function. The record is from RefSeq and is a predicted model, not a curated record. The transcript has a single exon. The coding region runs from base 1 to 1092 and encodes 363 amino acids. NCBI's taxonomy places the organism in Eukaryota, Apicomplexa, Aconoidasida, Haemosporida, Plasmodiidae.